AUGAGCUACCUGGAUGGAGUCCCCUUCCGGACGGCCAAGAGCCUCGAAGGAGACCCAGUGGGACAAAACACCCUUAUCGAUGCACCGGCCAUAGACCUUCCUGACUGCACCGACAUCCUCGUGAGCACCAUGCACGACUUCUCGCUGGAACGAAAGGUGCUCUACUGGCUGGAGGCUGCCUCUCAGCACCAAACCUCCCGGCACCGGCUCACCACCGACACCGUCCCCACGGCCCCGCCGUGCUGGCUGCUGCUUGUGGACCCUGCUGAGGGCAGGGAGACGGCCGGGGGCAGAGCGCGGGAUGGUGCGGUGCGGCGCUGCAUCAGCCUCAACGCCGCCGACCAGGGCAGAGGCAGAGCCUCUGACACGGAGAGCGAGGCCGCGCGCCCGGAGGAGGACGGGUACUUGGAAGAUGAUGAGUAUUCCUCCACCUCCUGGGAAGAAAAUGACAGGGAUGAGAAUGUUUUCAGGAGGAGAAACCAGCAUGUCUUUCAGCAGAUCCGACCGAAGACAUCGCCCGGCUUGCUGGAGCCGCCUCCAGAGAACGGCUACAAGGCAGCGAGCCCGGACAUGGGCAAGCAGAGGCGGUCCUUGGUUUUGUUCAACAACAUGAAGAAUGAGCUGGAAGCAGCCAGGAGGAAGCUGGCUGCUUUGGUGCAUCCUUUAAACAGAGCCAUGGCUGAGAAUGGAGGGCUCCCAGAGCCACCAGCACUCCCCCAGCGCUCCCGAAACAACAGGAGCCUGAAGUAUGGGCCGGCAGCAGCCGUAUCCUGCGCGGGAGGCUUGGUGCCAGCUCCCCCUCCAGGGCCAGCCAUCCCCAUGCCCCCCAUCCGCAAGCACAAGCCCACAGUGCCGUCCCUCAGCCCCUACACCUGCCUGCCCCCGGCACGGCCGCUGGCAUCCCGCAAAACCAAGCCGGAUUCGGCGGCCGACCUGCUCGCGGCACUGAGCCAGGAGGAGCGCGACCUCAUCGAGCCCGUCAUCGCCUUGGGCUACCCGGCCCACAAAGCCAUCCUCACCCUCCAGAAGAUCGGGAGGCAAAGCCUGGGGCAGUUCCUGGGCUACCUCCGGGCCUGCGACCGGCUGCUGAAGCAGGGCUACGAGGAAGGGCAGGUGGAGGAGGCCAUGGAAAUGUUCCAGUACUCGGAGAAAAAGGCAGCCGAAUUCCUGCACUUGUUAGCUCAGUUCAACGACAUGGGUUUCCAGCAGAAUGAAAUCAAAGAAGUCCUCCUGCUUUGCGGGAACCAGAGAGACAAGGCGCUGGAAGAGCUCAUGAUGAAGAGGCAGUGA
This is a messenger RNA of Cygnus atratus (black swan), 1290 nucleotides long. It is a transcript of the gene UBAP1L, whose product is annotated as ubiquitin associated protein 1 like. The transcript has 5 exons. Gene Ontology annotation, biological process: ubiquitin-dependent protein catabolic process via the multivesicular body sorting pathway. Gene Ontology annotation, molecular function: ubiquitin binding. The coding region runs from base 1 to 1290 and encodes 429 amino acids. The record is from RefSeq and is a predicted model, not a curated record. Lineage: Eukaryota; Metazoa; Chordata; Aves; Anseriformes; Anatidae. Gene Ontology annotation, cellular component: ESCRT I complex.